This is a messenger RNA of Gryllus bimaculatus (two-spotted cricket), 492 nucleotides long. Lineage: Eukaryota; Metazoa; Arthropoda; Insecta; Orthoptera; Gryllidae. The record is from the annotation of a GenBank genome assembly.
AUGGGAAUUCUCUUUAACCUAUUGCAUGAAAGGGCGGAAGUAUCCAUACGCAGACUGAAAGUUAAUCCAGGCUCAUGUGGAUGGGGUGGGUGUGGGGUGGUUGCGGAGGCGUGGUGGGUAAGUGGCCACCGCCUGCGAGUCCUGUGUUCCAAGCCAUUUCCUUCUCCACCCGCUAAAGCAGCCUUAGCCAUCGCCACGCUCGUCUUCCAUUGUCUUCGAGGCCUCGACGUUUCUCGUGCGGUGCAUUUGGCCGUCGAAGACUUUGUUAUCCCGAACUCAUCGUUAUCCCAUCGUCGUUGGCCCCCGUUCCUGCGACCACCUGGGACAGAAAGCGGCUCCUCGUACUAUGACUCCAAUAGUCGAAUUGUCCUUGGCCAAUGUCGGUGGCAUACUGAUGGUGGUGGAAGCAGUGCAGAUGGGGAGCCAGGUAGUGGCGAAAUGAGGCCACUGUAUGUUGCCUGCGCCGCCCCGCCGGGCUCAUCAGUGAGCUGA